UUCUACAUUUAAAAUGAGAGUAAAAUAAUUUCGGCACGAGACUUUUGAAGAGCACUCUCAAAUCUCAACCUGGGGGGACAAUCAUGGGGGUAGCCGUUGGAAAGUCGCAAAAUCAGUGUUACUCGAAGACAAACAAAACAACUCAUAUUUGUUCAAAAUGCGUUUUCCGAAACUCACACAUCAUGAUGACCAACGAGACUUGAGUGUGAUGCUUCCAGAUACGGUUAACCGUUUCUUCUUUUUUUCUGUUUCCAUUUCUAAUCAUUCUUCUUAUUUUUCCAUUUUUGUUCACCGCAUCACGUUUUUUUUCACUCUACUUGAUUCAUAAUUUCGUAACCGAUAUUCGUAGCACAAUUCACAAUGCAAUUUCACGUUCUUCAUGCUUUCGUUCUCUCAACCUAAAUUCAUAUAAAUUUGAACUAGGUUAUGCUAUUUGCUUGCUACAUUACUUUUCAAUUUCGUUCAAUUCUCGCUUCUUGUAAUCAGUUGUUUGAGAUGGAAAUGUUUGGUUCAUUAGCUGCAGGUGGAGGACAUGGAAGUACUGGAGUACCUGAACCCUUUUUGAUCCCUCAGUUGUUUGUUUGGCCUCAUGGAGGAACAACUGUGUUUAUUAGUGGUUCUUUCACAGGAUGGUCGACAAUUAUACCUAUGUCUCGGAUCGAAGGCCAGCCAAAUGCAUUUCAAGCUACUUGCAGCUUGACACCGGGGUUUCAUCAGUACAAGUUUAAUGUGGAUGGUGAGUGGCGGCACGAUGAGCACAAGCAGUUUAUGCAUGCGAGCUUUGGAGCAGUGAAUACUAUUUUUGUUGAACAACCAUAUAUUUUACCUUCCAUCUUAAAUGCUGGAUUAUUUAGUAAUCACGGAAUUGCUGGAACAUCUAGUGGAUCCCACAUGGAGCUUGGCCAUUUUGUGCCUGGGCACAUGGAAGCUUUUCCAAGGGAGUCUGCCCUGCAUCUCUCUCGCUACCAUCUAUCUAUAUUCAUGUCAUCAAAUACUGUGUUUGAUUUGAUUCCCAUGUCCGGCAAGGUUGUUGCGUUAGAUAUAGAUUUAUCAAUGCAGCAAGCAUUCCAUGCUCUUUAUGAACAGGGACUAUCUGUGGCUCCUGUGUGGGAUUCUAGCAAGUGCAAGUUUGUUGGAAUGCUUAAUGCAAUGGACAUUAUUCAAAUACUGAAUCAGUUGGGGAGUCAUGGAUCCACUAUGACUGAAGAACAACUUAAGACACAUACUAUAGCAGCAUGGAGAGAGAUAAAAUUUCAGCAAUCUGGAACUGAUAGUAGCGGGAGAACAUAUCCUUGGAGGUUUGUUGAUGCUGUGGCCGAUGAGAGUCUAAAAGACAUUGCUUUAAAACUUUUGCAAAACAAGGUGCUAGUGGUUCCUGUUCUAGAUUCUUCUUCCAAGGAUGGUUCAGUUCCUCAGCUGCUACACAUAGCUUCACUCACAGACAUUCUAAAAUGUAUAUGCAGGCAUUUCAAGAACUUUUCUGCCUCUUUGCCCGUUCUUCAACUACCGGUUGGUUCAAUACCCUUGGCUAAGUGGGUGCCAAAAGUGGGGGAAUCCAAUAACCAGUCACUUGCAAUGCUAAAGCCAACUGAUUCUCUUAGCGCUGCUGUAUCUAUAUUGAUUCAAGGUGAAGUUAGCUCAAUACCAAUUGUGGAUGAUAAUGGUUCAUUAAUUUAUAUAUAUACAAGAAGUGAUAUUACUGCACUGGCUAAAAAUGAAGUGUAUGCUUGCAUAAGUCUGGAUAAAUAUUGUAUCUAUCAGCAAAUGUUUCGUGAUCACCGCAUACCAUACGGGCUGAGUGACCAAAUACUAUAUCCUGUGUGUCUGAGGUCCGAUACGCUGCAAUUGGUGGUGGAACGUUUGGCUAAUUCUGAUGUUGAAGAACUUGUGGUGGUGGAGGCUGGCGGCAGCAAGCGCGUGGAAGGGAUCAUUUCCAUAAGAGACGUGUUCAGAUUCUUGUUGGGUUAUUAGUUGCGAAUGAAAUUUCAGUGGCUGCUUUGAAAAACUAUGAAAACUUGUUCUUUAUGCAUUUUGUUUCAUUCAUACUCUUUAUGGUUGCAUGCGUACAUUUCUGCUUGCUUUUUUACCCAUGUAAUUGAGAAGGAUUCUAUGAUUCCAUCAUAUUUUUUAACUCAUCUUCUCGUUCAUAGCA
Lathyrus oleraceus (garden pea) is the source of this 2152-nucleotide messenger RNA. RefSeq names its product sucrose nonfermenting 4-like protein. Bases 427 to 1971 code for a protein of 514 amino acids. NCBI's taxonomy places the organism in Eukaryota, Viridiplantae, Streptophyta, Magnoliopsida, Fabales, Fabaceae. The transcript has 13 exons. The record is from RefSeq and is a predicted model, not a curated record.